AUGCAGGGUUCCCUCGGCGUCCUAUCCAGAGCGCCGAGCGCGUCACUGCGUGUUCUCUUCCCGCGGCAGCUAACCGCGAGGGCGAGAUGGCUGCAGGGCGGCGGCGGGCGGACAGGGGCUUCGGAGGAGGAGGAGGCUGCGGUCCCGUACGUCGACGUGCCUCGGCCGGGCAGGAAGUGGGAGCGGAAGCCGUACGUGACGCCGAUGAAAGUGCUCAUCCGGCGGGCCAAGGAGGAGAGGCAGGCCCGCCGGGAGAACCCGUGCCGCGUGCUCGAGCACCCGCCCGACAACGGCCUUGUCGUGCCGCACCUCGUCGACGUCGCCCGCCGCGUGCACGCCGCGAGGGAGGGGCUCCUCGGCGGCCUGACCAGGCUCGUCGAGGGCGAGGGCGCCAUCCCGGUGAAGCGAUGCAGGUUUUGCUCGGAGGUGCACAUCGGCCGCGUUGGGCACGAGAUCAGGACGUGCGAGGGGCGUAACAGCGGCGCGAGGAACUCCCUGCACGUGUGGCGGCCGGGGACCGUGCGGGACGUCGUCGGCUUCCCCUACUGCUACCACCUGUUCGACCGCGUCGGGAAGCCCAGAGUCGUGCACAAGGAGAAGUACGACGUGCCGAGGCUCCCAGCGAUCCUGGAGCUCUGCAUCCAGGCCGGCGUCGACGUCCAGCGCUACCCGACCAAGCGGCGCACCAGGCCAGUCUACUCCAUUGAAGGCAGGAUCGUGGACUUUGAGCCGGACGACGAAGCAGCUGGGACGUUACCUGAACCGCCAGCGUGCACACCAUCGUUGUCUACAGCUGCGCCAACCAUAAUAAGUUCAACUUCUCCUGAUGUUGUUAGCGAAGAAGAGGAAAAGGAGGAGAUCACCGUGACUGAGCUUGCGUCGAGGACACUGCAAUCGUGGCUGGACAUGAGGUCCGGCGCGGCGAGGCUGAUGAAGAAGUAUAGCGUGCACACCUGCGGCUACUGCCCUGAAGUGCAGGUCGGUCCCAAGGGGCACAAGGUGCGGAUGUGCAGGGCCACCAAGCACCAGCAGCGGGACGGACAGCACGCGUGGCAGGAGGCCACGGUGGACGACCUCGUCCCGCCCAACUACGUGUGGCACGUCGCGGACCCCGCCGGCGACGAGGCACCGCCAUUGGCCAACGAGCUCAAGCGGUACUACGGCAAGGCCCCCGCGGUGGUGGAGCUGUGCGUGCAGGCUGGCGCGCCCGUGCCCGCGGAGUACCGGAGCAUGAUGCGGCUCGACGUCGUGCCGCCAGCGCGCGACGAGUACGACCUCGUCGCUUGA
Molecule: messenger RNA, 1287 nt
Organism: Miscanthus lutarioriparius
Lineage: Eukaryota; Viridiplantae; Streptophyta; Magnoliopsida; Poales; Poaceae
Source: the annotation of a GenBank genome assembly